AUACAUCAUAUAUAUUCCAUAUGCGUAGCAAGUUUUCAUAAAAUACAGCAAAUACACAGCAAAUAAUAUACUGUGAAUGCUUAAGUGAUACUUAGGCUAUGUAAUGUGGUCAGCAGUUAUAAAUCGGGGUAUUUUAUAACGACUUAGAACUUGGCUGAACCAAUCACAAUCAAUGACCAGAACUGACCAUUUUAUAAUAGAUUAUAUACACACAAGGUGCAGCUAAAACUCAUUGUCUAAUUGCUGGGAUCAUAGGUACUGUUGUAAUGUAUUUCUAAGGGUUAUCUAGCCUUUGCAGUCCUUUAAUUGGCAGGUUGUAAUUUAAUGCUUUUUAAUCUACCUUGUGUCACUAUUAAAUAGUUAAAAUACUGACCAGUUUUUAAUGUUUUAAUGUUACAGAAUAUCCUAAAUAAUGGGUGCCCAGGUUUCCGUUGUGAAUCAAACUCCUUAUAACUGGCGCUUUGCCACCCAGGACAGAGGGUAUACACGCAUCGAUCCUGGCUGCACAACAACCUAUACGGAAGUGAAAUUAAUCCAUCGCUACAUCUACAUCAGAUAUGAAGAUAACACAUGGGAUAGCUUUAACUAUGAGUUCAACACCUUUAAAGGUGACACCUCCUUUAUCUUAAGGGAAACCUACGACCGUUCCCAGAUUCAGUUGGACUGCACCUCUGAGGGUAUCGUUCAUUACUGUCCCAACUACAAGAAAAUUGAAGAAGAUGAAAAACGGAGACAGCAAGAAGAGGAGGCAAGACGUCUUGUACGUUUGGAACGUGAGCAUAGGAUUCAACAGGAGCUGGAGAGAGAAAGUGAAUCGUCCAGACAAAAGCUUUCUCGAGCAACUGAGCGCCUCCGUGAAAAACAGAGCUUUAGAGGUCACGAGCAACAUCAUGAACGCACACAAGCUCUCCAUCAGCAAAUAGAAGAUGAUGCUGGUGCGAUCGAGAGGGACGAGGUUAUUGAUGUUGAAGAAAAAUUCAAAGAGCUUUUGUUAAAGUAUCAGAUCACAGAAGACAAAGACAUACAGAAGAAUCAGAUUUGGGAUAGGAUUAAGACACUCCAGAAUGAAUUUACAGUUCUAUAUUGUAAAGAAAACAACCUGUCAUUAUGGUCUCAGUUCACAUUUGAUCGUGCUAUAGGAUACAAUGAACUGUCUCUUACUGAGCAGCUCACAGUUCUUGAGGCAUCUCUACAGUUCAUUCUGCACAACAGCACUGAAGAUGCUAAAGAUGAUGGAGAUCAGCCGCUCGGCUGGGAGAAGAAGUACUACUUUCAUUUGGGCUUGGUAGAGCAGCUUUAUGCCACCAACCCAACUUUAGCCGAACACAUUUUAUUAAAUGUACUUGACAUGGUUUCAGAGCUUUCACCACAAAGUAAAAAAUGUUUAGGUCAAAUGUUGUUCAACAGAAUCUGGACACCAACAGAAAUAAUGCUCUUCAUUUGCAAUAGUCUGGCUAUAAAAUGCGAUCAACUCGAUUCAGUUCUUCACACAGCACUAACCUACCACCUGAACUGCAUCCUCGUUCUCUCUGCUCUUAGGAAUGAAAACCCCUUAAUGUUUCUUCAAGAACAAAUAAAAAAUGACAAGGAAAAAGAUGCUGAUACAAUUGUGAAUGAACUUCGUGAAGCAAACUGCCCAGAGAAAGUCUUGGUGGUGUUGAAAGAUGUGCUUAGAUACAUAGAGUCUGAACUACCAAAAUAUGAAUUGGUGGACCUUACCAAGGAAGAAAUCAACGACUUGAAAAACAAGAUAAAAUCUCUUAAUCUUGUAAACCCAGAUAUCAACAUUUUAAAAGAUGUAUCAAUUGGAAUGUCAAAAGCAGUGCAAGACUGCUCAACAAUCACAAAAGACAACACUAAGAUUCAAGGCUUUUUUCCAAGACGUACACAACUAGCAUCAUUGCUUUUGCUCCUCCUGGCACAGCUGACAGAAAAUAAAGGAUGUCUUCUAGAGAUUGGCACAGGUGAGGGCAAGUCCUGUAUUUUAGCCAUGUUUGCAACAAUUCUGGCCAUUCGAGGAAUAAAAGUGGACAUUGUGACAAGUUCUCCAGUUCUCGCCCAACGAGAUCAAGAGGAGUGGAAGAAAUUUUUUGAAAUGUUUGGUAUUACCUCAUCUGUAGUACCUCCACGCUACCCAAGCGCCCACUCACAAGAGGAACGAGAUGAAUGCCUUAAAGAUGCUUAUAGACAACAAAUAGUUUAUGGCACAGUAGGGGUCUUUGCAGCAGACAUACUUAAGCAGGAAUUUGAGAAGAGGAAGACUCGUGAUACACGGCAGUUUGAGCUUGUCAUAGUCGAUGAAGUAGACUACAUGACUUUGGACAAUGGAGUUCAAGUGACAUUCUUGUCCCAUGAAUCUGGUGGAUUUAGGCAUGUGGAGCAAGUGCUUUCCAACAUAUGGGCCAUGAUUUCUUGUUGUCAGCCAAUAGAAAUGUUUGAAACAGGGGAGAUAAAAUGGGCGACAAGAAUACAGUACUUUCAUAAAGCUGUAACAGCAGCUGUUAUGGGACAGGAGACAACCGACAGCUUUUCAGCAAAUGAGAUCUUGUUGCCUGGAGUGACUUUAGGAUUCUACACCCAGGAGAAUAUUGACAUGAUUAAUCAAGCAAAGAGCAAGAAAGAAAAUGAAGGUGAGGAUGCAAUGUCUAAAGCAUUAGCUGAAAUCAUGAAGAACCUUGGAGUUUUACAACAGUUUGAUCUUCUGAGUAUAUUUGAGGAGGUCUUGGAGUACAGUGCAGUGUUUAAGUGCUAUUCUCUAGAGAACAAGAAAGCAACACGUUUUGAAGCUCGGGAGAAACAAGGCGACAUUAAUGUUGAAAUGCUGCUGCUGGAAGGAGGACUGGCAUGCGAAAUCAUGUCUGAGAAAUCACUCAUUGAUGCAACUGUAAGCACAAUAAAAUCGUCCAUCAAGUACUCAAAUAACGUCAAAACAGACAAAGAAUCCAACAACUUCAUUGUCGUCCCUUUUUUCUUGAAAAACUAUGUUGAGAAUCAGUUGCCAGCUUUUGUGGAGAAUGCACUAAAGACUGUUCAGAUGUCACAGGGUCGAGAAUAUAUACUCGACACCUCACCAGCCGCUGAAAGAGACGUUGUUGCCAGUAAUGACAAGCACAUGUAUAACGCGAUAGUUCCAGUGGACUUCAAAGCAAGCGGUGUGUUGGAGAAAAACAAGAAAUGGGGUAAUGGUCUGCAGCAGUUUUUGGAGUUAAAGCACCAACUUGCAAUUUCACAGAUAUCAAACGUGACAAACUACAUGUCAAAUGUCCAUUUUUUCCAAAGGUACCUCAGUGGGAGUGGUAUAUUUGGUGUUUCUGGUACAUUAGGAGGUAAAGCAGAUCAUGAUUUUCUGGCAAGACAUUAUGAAGCAAAGAGCUGCAAUGUACCUGAACAUCGCCAAAAAAGAAUGGUGGAGCUUCCAGUCAUCCAGGUGAAAGGUGGGAACCACCAAUGGAUCCAGACUAUUUGCUAAACUACAUGGGAAGU
This is a messenger RNA of Triplophysa rosa, 3483 nucleotides long. RefSeq lists its product as uncharacterized. Gene Ontology annotation, molecular function: ATP binding; ABC-type protein transporter activity. The coding region runs from base 413 to 3469 and encodes 1018 amino acids. Gene Ontology annotation, biological process: protein targeting; protein import. The transcript is spliced from 4 exons. Gene Ontology annotation, cellular component: membrane. The record is from RefSeq and is a predicted model, not a curated record. Lineage: Eukaryota; Metazoa; Chordata; Actinopteri; Cypriniformes; Nemacheilidae.